Osmerus eperlanus (European smelt) is the source of this 1629-nucleotide messenger RNA. RefSeq names its product solute carrier family 35 member A1 (gene slc35a1). Gene Ontology annotation, cellular component: Golgi membrane. Lineage: Eukaryota; Metazoa; Chordata; Actinopteri; Osmeriformes; Osmeridae. Gene Ontology annotation, molecular function: pyrimidine nucleotide-sugar transmembrane transporter activity. Gene Ontology annotation, biological process: pyrimidine nucleotide-sugar transmembrane transport. The transcript has 8 exons. Bases 127 to 1149 code for a protein of 340 amino acids. The record is from RefSeq and is a predicted model, not a curated record.
GGAGGCAACUCGUUCGGUAUAACAUACGAGACUGGGUGUCAUAUCCGUUAAAUAUUUAACUUGAAACCAACCUUAGGUCAGCAGUUGAAUUCAACCAACUCCUCAACCACUCCUAAGUGGUUCAUCAUGGGCAUGGCUAACGAACCGGUGAGUGUGGCGUUCAAGCUCUACUGCCUGUCGGUAAUGACACUGGUGGCAGCAACUUACACAGUUGCCUUAAGAUACACAAGAACUAAUACAUCAACAGAGAUGUACUUUUCCACAACAGCAGUAUGCAUUACAGAAGUGAUGAAAUUGUUCCUGAGCCUAGGGAUGUUGGCCAAAGAGACUGGAACCUUGGGCAGGAUGAAGACCUCACUGGUGGAGCAUGUACUUCAAAGUCCCAGGGAGCUUCUGAAGCUGAGUGUCCCCUCUGUGGUGUAUGCCAUUCAGAACAACAUGGCCUUCAUUGCCCUGAGUAACCUAGAUGCAGCUGUGUAUCAGGUGACAUAUCAGCUGAAGAUCCCGUGCACAGCCCUGUGCACGGUGCUGAUGUUGAACCGCUCCCUGAGCAGGCUGCAGUGGUUCUCUGUCUUCAUGCUCUGUGGAGGCGUUACCUUGGUCCAGUGGAAGCCCGCAGAGGCUACCAAAGUCCAGAUCGAGCAAAACCCUUUCCUGGGGUUUAUAGCAAUCGCGGUUGCCGUAAUCUGCUCUGGGUUUGCAGGGGUGUAUUUUGAGAAGGUCCUGAAGAGCUCUGACACAUCCCUCUGGGUGAGGAACAUCCAGAUGUACCUGUCGGGCAUUGUGGUCACCCUCGCUGGCGUGUACCUGGCAGAUGGGGCCCAGGUCAUAGAGAAAGGCUUCUUCUUCGGCUAUACUCCAUGGGUGUGCUUCGUUGUCUUGCUGGCAAGUGUGGGUGGUCUGUACACAUCUGUGGUGGUGAAGUACACCGACAAUAUCAUGAAGGGCUUCUCUGCUGCGGCUGCCAUUGUGCUCUCCACUGUAGGGUCUGUCACCCUGUUUGGGCUGCAAAUAACUGUUACUUUUGCCACUGGAGCCAUGCUAGUGUGUGUAUCCAUAUACCUGUAUGGACUUCCAAAGCAAGACACCUCCAGGAUUCCAAAGACGGACACGGACACCGAGUCCCGACAAAAACUGAUAACUGUGUGAACGUUGAGCCUGGAGCUCGUCAACACUGGAGCUGCUCAUGACGCUCAUUCCACAGGCCUCUGUCCAGUCAGGAUGCCACUUCCACAGAUCAGGACUCAUUUGGUUAAUCAUUAUAUCAGCGAUGCUGGAGCAUAAAUCAAGGGAAUGGACUUUCAGGACACAGGUCAUUUGUGUCUGCAUUAUCCUUGAUGAAUAUGGAGCAGAGGUGCAAAUUAUAGUUCAAGAUCAGCAGUAUUUCAUUCCCCUCUUGCUUUUUACUGAGGGAAUGCAGUUUUCUUAUAAACCUUAUGAACCACUGUGUCGGACAGUGCUGAAUCUUCUAGACGAUAUGCAUGUACUGUUAAACAUGUUUGAUAAUGUCCUAGCGGCAACACAUUUCUGUGAUUAGUAUGUAUGUUGUGUUUUUGUCUGUACAUGACUGAACUGAAUACACAAAAGGCGUUUAUAUAAGACUGUAAAUGACACAUACCCAUGGAAAAA